CUAAACAAAAACAUCUAUCGAAAUGCCACCAAAAACCAGUGGAAAGGCCGCUAAAAAAUCUGGUAAAGCCCAGAAAAACAUUACGAAAGGCGACAAGAAAAAGAAGAAGCCACGUCGUAAGGAAAGUUACGCCAUCUACAUCUACAAGGUCCUGAAGCAGGUCCACCCAGACACCGGAAUCUCUUCCAAGGCCAUGAGCAUCAUGAACAGCUUUGUGAACGAUAUUUUCGAACGGAUUGCUGCCGAAGCUUCCCGUUUGGCUCACUACAACAAGCGAUCCACCAUCACUUCUCGUGAGGUUCAGACCUCUGUCCGUCUGUUGUUGCCAGGAGAAUUGGCCAAACACGCUGUCUCUGAGGGUACCAAGGCUGUCACCAAGUAUACCAGCUCCAAGUAAAUGUUUCUUGUCGUAAUUGAACAAUUCUACGCAAAUCGGCCCUUUUCAGGGCCAACAAAUAUUUUUCGGAGAGAGCAUUUGAAUCUACAUUAUCUAUGAAUGGAAGUUUCACACAUAAAUUUUCUAUUUAAAUUUGAGGACAUUCUUCCAUUAGAGUCAGAAUUGUUCUAGCUGUCGUCGUGUGUGGGUGAUAGUGCCGAUACUGGCUCUUCAACGAUUACCCCGGAAUAAUCAUCGACGAAAAACCUUAGGAAACGGUGUAUUUGACUAAUAAUGUAGCAAUAAUUACUCGCUGACAUGCCAUAAAUCGCGGUUGUCGCAGCGGAGCAAAAUAACGAAAUUCGAAAUGAUUGUCGUGAUCCAGUAACAGAAACGCAUCGAAGUCUCCAAAGCAUCUUUCGUGCCGAAGGCGUCUGUUUAGGGCACAGACUCAACUCAUUCGAGGUCUUGUAAGGUACAGAUGGAUGAUGUGAACAUUGAAUGGUUCCAAGGAUUGUGCUACCUAGGAUUAACCAACGAUGAGAAGUAUUUUAUCUAUAGCAUAUUGACUACUGAAAAAUUGAAAAAAAAAAAUAUCCGUUAGUUAAUCGAUGAUCAAAAUUAUUCACGGAGAAUAAACAGACGCUGUACAAACAACUAGUUCAACCGAAAGUCUAUAAAAAAAGAACAGUUUGACGAACAAUACGCACAUAACUGUACUGUAAAACAGAGGUAAACACAAAAAUGAAAAACAAAUUAUGAAUCCCUUAUACUGUUUCAAAAUAUGUUGAAAAUGAUCGUCGCUCUGGUAAAAACAAAUCAAACACCUUAAUUUUGGCAAGAGUCAAUGUUGAUGUCUCUGUUAGAAAAAGUGCGCUUUUUCAAAAUAUAGAGUAAUUUACAACCUUUCAACGUGAUGGUUAAUACCAAGUUUGAUCUCGAUGUUCAAAAAUGAAGUAAUCGGGAAUUUUUUGAUGCAAGAAAAGGUUGCUCCUGUAUUGGUUGUGUCCAAAUUCGAUUGGUUUACAACAGAAUGUCGAACGAAAUAUAAAAAUUUCAGAGAUUCUCUA
Molecule: messenger RNA, 1446 nt
Organism: Wyeomyia smithii (pitcher-plant mosquito)
Lineage: Eukaryota; Metazoa; Arthropoda; Insecta; Diptera; Culicidae
Product: histone H2B
Exons: 2
Coding region: 23-397 (124 amino acids)
Cellular component (GO): nucleosome
Molecular function (GO): structural constituent of chromatin; DNA binding; protein heterodimerization activity
Source: RefSeq, a predicted model, not a curated record